This is a messenger RNA of Phascolarctos cinereus (koala), 3469 nucleotides long. RefSeq names its product relaxin family peptide receptor 3 (gene RXFP3). Gene Ontology annotation, molecular function: C-C chemokine binding; C-C chemokine receptor activity. Gene Ontology annotation, cellular component: external side of plasma membrane; membrane. Gene Ontology annotation, biological process: positive regulation of cytosolic calcium ion concentration; G protein-coupled receptor signaling pathway; cell chemotaxis. The record is from RefSeq and is a predicted model, not a curated record. NCBI's taxonomy places the organism in Eukaryota, Metazoa, Chordata, Mammalia, Diprotodontia, Phascolarctidae.
UAAGGGUAAAGAGCCGAAGCUAUACGUCCCUCCCAGCCCCCGAUUUAAUUGCAGGUACUUUGGGUGUGGAAGCUCCUGAUUCAGAACCUCGGAAAGCUCCCCCUCCUGUGAGUGGUGAGUGCGCAUGCUCUUCUGAGCCCGUCGCUGAGGCUGCGGUGGGUGCAAAUAUAACUCAGAAGAGAGCUGCUUGCUUACAACUCACUGGGAGUUAAGUGCAGUAGAGAGAGGGAGUGAUUGAGAGAGAAGUGAUCUUUCCGAACCGAAUUCUCCGCCUUAGAGAACAAUCCACGGGAAAACUUGUGGCAGUAAAGAACCAAGCAGGAAAAAGGUUUGUUUGGCUUUUUGUUUGUUUUAUGUUUUGCUUUGUUUUGUUUAGAGAGUAGACAAACUGGAAAUUACAUGAGCAUCCGAGCGGCAAUCCAGAAAUCUUUCUAUACUUUCGCGGCAGCUGACGUUCGAACGAGGAGAGGAAAAGACAGACGGACGCUUCAGUUUGACAAUCCCUAGCCAAACAGCCAUUCAGCCCCAUAGCUCUCCUCGGCUAUCUCCCUGUUCCAGCUCGAGAGCUAUUUAUUCUUCCCGCGCCUGGACUCAGCGCCCAACAGUUUCGGGCAAGUCUAUGCUGAGAAGCCCCCAAGGACCGUUUUUUGUGGUAAUCACUUAGCCAAUCACUUUGUGGUACUUGGUGGCUGCUGCUCUGAGAAAGUCCUGGUUGGAAGGGGAGCCCCAGAGGCAGUGCAAGGACUAAGUUGGACUUGCUCCAAGCCUAGUCUUUGGGUCAUGGCCCGAACUGGAUAGACACCACUGUCAACAUGAAGGAGGCUGUCUUUUGGGGGUCCCUGCUGGAACUGGGAAACGCAAGUGGCAACGCUUCGCUAAUGAUGAGAGACCUGCUUCGAGGCCUGGAGCUGGAGAGACCAGACGGCAUGGCAGGGCAGUUCCCGAGUUCAGGCAUCCGCGGGAGUACUGGCACUGACGGCCCAGCUGGAGCGGUGGUGAGGAUUCUCCUCAGUGUGGUAUAUUCAGUGGUGUGUGCCUUGGGGCUGGUGGGCAACCUUCUGGUCCUGUACCUGAUGAAAAGCAAGCAGGGCUGGCGUAAGUCCUCCAUAAACCUCUUUGUCACCAGCCUGGCCUUGACUGACUUCCAGUUCGUGCUUACCCUGCCCUUCUGGGCUGUGGAGAACGCACUAGACUUCACCUGGCCCUUCGGCAAGGCCAUGUGCAAGAUCAUUGCUACUGUGACAGCCAUGAAUAUGUACGCUAGUGUCUUCUUCCUCACGGCCAUGAGUGUGGCGCGCUACCACUCCGUGGCCUCUGCUCUUAAGAGCCUCAGGCCCAGAGGACGGGGUAGGGGCGGUGGCUGGAGGCGAGUCCUGCGGGCGGGCAGAGGCUGUGGCUGGUGCUUUUCAGCCAAGGCGCUCUGCGUGUUGAUCUGGGUCUUGGCGAUGCUGGCCUCUUUGCCCCAUGCCAUCUUCUCCACCACUGCCACGGUGAUGGAUGAGGAGCUCUGCUUGGUACGCUUCCCGGACAAGCCGCAGAUAGGGGACUCUCAGUUCUGGCUAGGGCUGUACCACACACAGAAGGUUCUGCUGGGCUUCGUGCUGCCCCUAGGGGUGAUCAGCCUCUGCUACCUGCUACUGGUGCGCUACAUCUCCGAACGUCCCGUCCGGGGAGGUGGAGGCGCGGGCGUUGAGCCUGGUGUUGCGAGUGCUUCUGGAAAAGUAUGCAACAGCGCAGCUGGAGCCAGCGCCAAGAGGCGUUCUAAAGUUACCAAGUCGGUAACUAUCGUCGUACUGUCGUUCUUCUUGUGUUGGCUGCCUAACCAGGCUCUGACUACCUGGGGUAUCCUAAUCAAGCUGAAUGUGGUGCAUUUCAGCCAUGCGUACUUUCUGAGCCAGGUAUACGUGUUCCCAGUGAGCGUGUGCCUGGCCCACUCUAACAGCUGCCUCAACCCCAUUCUCUACUGUCUCAUGCGCCGAGAGUUUCGCAAGGCUCUUAAGAGCCUGCUGUGGCGCAUCGCCUCGCCCUCGCUCACUAGCAUGCGCCCCUUCACCGCCACUACUAAACCUGAGCCAGAGGAACAGGCCCUGCAGACUCUGGCUCCCUUGCAUGCUUCGGUGGAGCCCGAUCUCCUCUACUGCCCACCUGGAGUCGUUGUCUACAACGGAGGGCGCUAUGACCUGCUACCCACUAGUUCAGCGGAGCAACGCUGCUGAAGUAGGAAGACGCAUCAAGACGGAAAGCGGAGGGCGGAGGGUCCGAGGUGUGGAGCGAAGUAGAUGAUUCCCCUCCCACCAGGGUGGGGAAGGGGGAGAGAGACCUACACAGGCAGAGACAGACACAGACACAGAGACAACAGAUGUAGCACCGAAGAGGACCGGUAAGAGUAGGCAUUGGGUGUAGGAUGGAGGGUGAACCAAACUGGUAAGGUGGCUCUGAGGACCCUCCAGAGAAUAAGGGGAGAGACAUUGAGGAGGCAGGCUGCACAAAUGAAAAAAGCAAACAAACAAAAAACCGCUAACGAGACCUAAAGUUAGGCCAAGUGGUAAAUCGUGGUGCUGUUUGCCUUGUUCCUCACUUUGCUUGGGCGAGAGAUCGCUCCAGAUCUUAAACAAGUCCAUUCUUGUUGAGACUAGGUUGUGGGCAGAGGGGAGGAGUGUCUAGACUCUGGAGAAGAGGGAUGAGAAAGCUUUCUGGAGAAGGGGAACUGGCCAGAGUGGGGAGCGAAAGGUGCAAGAAAUUCAAUCUAUUAAACCCAUAUAAGCUUUGAGCCCCUCAGAAGUGCUUCCACUUUUCCUUCUUAACUCCAAGGCUAUACCUGCUCCCUGGGGCUAGGUGGGUAAAGGGCAGUCCUGCUGGCCUGGAGGCCUGCAGUCCUUCCUUCCCAGAAAUAGCAGGUGUUCUAAGAGGAGAAUAAGAACUCAGCGAUUUCUCCUUGGUAGAGGAGAUUCCCUUUCCUUUGGACCGGACAGACUUCACUAUCUUUUCGGGAGGAACUGUCGCUUUUUGUAAAGCUGGGAAUUCACAGCAGUCAAGAACAGCCCUGCAUUAUUUAGGACUCUAAAAGUCCUGGCCCGGGUUGACUCGUGAAGACAUCCUCAGAAAUUUCUCGCCAUGUUCUUGCUAGGCAGGCACUCCUGGUAGACUCUGGGGACCCAGCCCCUAACCAUGGGCUUCUACAAUCUAAGAGGAAGUAAGACCGGCUGCUAUCGCAGGACUUUUGGGAGCAGGGAGAGCGCUGAAGGGCCAGAACCUCCUCCUUUCUGCACUUGGACUUAACAGGGAGCCCUUAAUCUCACCGACUCUUAUUAAGACCUCCAGAGAUACCUACCUGCCCUUUGCUUGUCAGAGGUGAAGGCCCUCUUUAAACGCAAAAAACUUAGAGUAAAUGACAUUGAUUUUGUUUGGAUUUUGGUGGAAGAGGGAAUUGUUUGUAUGUGUUUUUAAAUAAAUCGGUAUCUAAAUUAUC